This is a messenger RNA of Acanthamoeba castellanii str. Neff, 2340 nucleotides long. Its product is annotated as Peroxin 5 (Pex5), putative. Gene Ontology annotation, molecular function: protein binding. The record is from RefSeq and is a predicted model, not a curated record. Lineage: Eukaryota; Discosea; Longamoebia; Acanthamoebidae. Gene Ontology annotation, biological process: protein import into peroxisome matrix, docking. Gene Ontology annotation, cellular component: cytosol; peroxisomal membrane. Bases 1 to 2340 code for a protein of 779 amino acids. The transcript is spliced from 16 exons.
AUGAGCGGACUGCGAGACUUGGUGGCCGAUGCCGCGUGCGAAGGUGGCAACCCCCUCAUGAAUGCCAUGAACCGCCUCUGGGAGGACCCUACCGCCCGCCAGCGCCAGCAGCAGCAGCACCGCCGCGGGUCCGGCACCACGGUGGCGGUGGCGGUGGCGGUGGCGGGCCUACGCAUGCAGAUCCCCUGUCACCAGCAGCAGGAGGGGCCACACGGGCGCUUCCUGGAGGACGACGGGCGGGGAGAAGAAGAGCUCCUCAACUCCCACCAAGGGGUGGAGGGGUUCUUUGGGACGGGGGGCAACGCCUUUGCAGAGCUCGAUCCCGACAUCGACGCCUUUGCCGACGCCUAUGCCGGCCAGCGACAACAAGGCGGGGAGAUGCCCGGACACUUGGAGCACCUGCUGGGCCACCCGAUGGCCUCGGGCGCCAUGCCACCCCACCUGCAGGCCGGCCCCUACCACCACCACAAGCCUCUCGAUUCGCACCACCACCAUCAGAUGGUGGAGGGGAUUCACCGGGCGGGGCCAUAUGGCCGGGCAGGCGACGGAGGCAAGGUGCGCAACCGCCUGGGCGUGAUGGCACACCACUUUGAGCCCACCGCCGAUGCGAGGGGCGACCAUUUGAUGCACGCGCAGCUGGGUCCCUCCUUCGAGGCCAUGACGCUCGGAGACCGGCCGCUCCCUCAGCACCAGGCCCCCGCGCGCGUUGCCGAUGCCUGGGCCGCCGACUUUUCCGAAAAGGAGGCCGAGGCGUGGGCGGCGGAGUUUAAUCCGGAGCAGAUGGGCCACAUGGAGUGGAUCCGCGAAUUCCGCCAGCAAUCGGAGAGGCCCGCCGCGUGGGAGGAGGAGUUUGACAAGUUCGACGAACACGAGUUCCGGGAGUUCCAGAACCACUGGCGCGAGGCCGAGGGGGAGCAGUGGACCAACGAGUUCGAGCAGAUGAAGGACCAGCUCAGCGACAGAAUCGCCUACUCCCGCUACCUCGACACCCUCAACGACCAGCAGGCGCAGGAGGAGCUGAAGCACCUGGGGGCCCGCAUAUCGUCCAUCGCCGAUCCCAAGAUGCAACGCUCCAAGUUCGUGCAGCUCAUGUCCCGCAUCGCGCAAGGCCACGUCACCGUGGAGGGUGAUCAGUUGGUCGAGAGCAACACGUCCGCCACCGCCACCACCUCCGCGCCGCAAGAGGGCACGAUGAGUGAUCUCGUCAACGACUGGCUCGGCGAAUACGACGACUUUGUGCCCCCGACGGUGGGCCAGAGGGGCUGGGACUUUGGCGACUUCGAGGCCGAUGACGAAAUCAGCCGAAUGUUCAACUUUGGUGCCUGGGGCGGCAUACGGCCCUACGAAUUCAGCCCUGACAACCCCUUCGCUGACCACCCCGCCCCGCUCCUCCGCGGCAUCGAGCUCUUUGACGCCGGCGAGCUUUCCGACGCCAUCCUUGCCUUCGAGGCCGCUGCCCAACGCGACAUGCAGGCACACCCCACCCCCACCCAUCCUCUCUCUCUCUCUCUCUUUCCGCGCCGGGGCGGCCAUGGACCCACAUCUCUCACAGCGCCAAUCCCUUCUUGGGCCGCAUCCUGCAACAACGAGGUGUGGAGGCGCCUGGGCGAAGCGCACGCCGAAAACGACCGGGAUGACCGGGCCAUUGCUGCCCUCACCCGCGCCACGCACAUCGACGCCGGGGACCUGCCGGCUCUGAUGUCACUGGCGGUGAGCUGCACCAACGACUCCUACCGCGUGCAGGCCCUGCGUGUGCUCAAGAACUGGCUCGCACGCAACCCGCGCUACCACGAUCAUCCGCUCCUCAGCGCCCCCGAGUUCACCCAAGGUCUCCUCCUCCCCUCCUCCGUCUCCGCGUGCGCCGCUCAAAUCGACACCAUGGACGACGAGUCGGAAUUGCACGACCGGGUGACGGAGAUGUACCUGGAGGCGGCACGCAUGUCUCCGCACGAUCCCGACCCCGACGAGUACGACAAGGCGGUCGAUUGUUUCCGGCUGGCGCUGCAGAAGAGGCCCAACGACUACGCCCUGUGGAACAAGCUGGGCGCCACCCUGGCCAACAGCAACCACAGCAAGGAGGCCCUCGCGCCCUACUACAGAUCGCUCAAGAUCAAGCCCACGUACACGCGGGCGCGAGCCAACUUGGGCAUCAGUUACCUCAACAUGGAGAUGUACCGGGAAGCGGCCACCCAGUUCCUCGCCUGUCUCGCCAUCCAGCCGUCGGCCAAGCACAUCUGGAUGAGCCUGCAGACCGUGUUCUCGCGCAUGGAGAGGGACGACCUCCUUGAGCGCAGCCUCCGCUACGACAUCGACGCCUUCCGCGACGAGUUCGACUUCUGA